Messenger RNA from Paramormyrops kingsleyae, 4491 nucleotides. RefSeq names its product EFR3 homolog Ba (S. cerevisiae) (gene efr3ba). Gene Ontology annotation, cellular component: plasma membrane. Gene Ontology annotation, biological process: protein localization to plasma membrane. NCBI's taxonomy places the organism in Eukaryota, Metazoa, Chordata, Actinopteri, Osteoglossiformes, Mormyridae. The record is from RefSeq and is a predicted model, not a curated record.
CUCCGUUUGUUGGCUGUAUUCAAACACUGGGGGGGUGUGUGUGGCUAUGUGCCGGUUAGGGAGGGAGCGCACGAGCGCGCGCGUGUGUGCGGUGUCUCUUUAGGCAGAGACCACGUGUGCGUCUGUGUGUGUGAAAUCACCGCUGUCCUUCAAAGGCUAAGCUCUCCGCGGCGCAACUGGGACAAUCCAAGGUCAUUUCAGUGUGAUCACACGCAGGGUGCUUGGCGGUGUGAUCGCGCGCGUAUGUGUGUGUGUGCGUGCAUGUCUCCCGAGCGUGCGCAUGUGUGAGCGCCUCUUCGGCUACAGCAGAGGAGCUCGAGUCGAAAAGCGGAGGGAACUUCGCCUGCAUUCCUGUCGAUGUAUGGGGUCUGUGGCUGCUGCGGGGCAUUGAGACCCCGAUACAAGAGGCUCGUUGAUAACAUCUUUCCGGAAGACCCAGAGGAUGGACUAGUGAAAGCAAACAUGGAGAAGCUGACCUUCUACGCCCUCUCUGCCCCGGAGAAGCUGGACCGGAUCGGGGCCUACCUGUCGGAAAGACUGUCUCGCGAUGUGGCCCGACACAGAUAUGGGUAUGUGUGCAUCGCCAUGGAGGCCCUGGACCAGCUGCUGAUGGCCUGCCACUGCCAGAGCAUCAACCUGUUUGUGGAGAGCUUCCUGAAGAUGGUGCGCAAGCUGCUGGAGGCCGACAAGCCCAACCUGCAGAUUCUGGGCACGAACUCGUUUGUGAAGUUUGCCAACAUCGAGGAAGAUACUCCCUCGUAUCAUCGCAGCUAUGAUUUCUUUGUGUCCCGCUUCAGCGAAAUGUGUCACUCCACCCACGACGACCCUGAAAUUCGGACAAAGAUCCGCAUGGCAGGGAUCCGGGGUCUGCAGGGAGUGGUGAGGAAGACUGUGAACGAUGAACUUCAGGCCAACAUCUGGGACCCGCGACACAUGGAUAAGAUCGUGCCGUCGCUGCUGUUCAACCUCCAGCAGGAAGGGGGCAGAGAGAGCCAGUCACCCCCACCACUGCCACCAUCACAAGUCUCUGAGAGGGAUGCAGACAGCGCGGCUGAGCUGACAGAACGAUGUUUUCGGGAGCUUCUGGGACGUGCGGCUUAUGGCAACAUCAAAAAUGCUAUCACGCCCGUACUUAUGCAUCUCGACAGCCACUCUCUCUGGGAGGGCAAGACCUUUGCUUGCCACUGCUUCAAAAUUAUCAUGUACUCGAUCCAGUCUCAACAUUCUCACCUAGUCAUCCAGCAGCUUCUGGGGCACCUAGAUGCCAACAGCAAGAACUCUGCCACAGUGCGAGCUGGGAUAGUGGAGGUGCUCUCUGAAGCAGCUGCCAUAGAGGCCAGCGGCUCCAUUGGGCCCACCGUACUGGAGGUGUUCAACACCCUGCUGAAACAGCUUCGCUUCAGCGUGGACUACGAGUUGACCGGCUCCUACGACUCCUGUGGUGACGGUGGCCUCAAGGUCAAGGUGCAUGAAGAGAGGCAGCUGCAGGAGGCGGUGAUCAAGAUGAUCGGGUCAUUUGCCAAUACCCUGCCUGCAUACCAGUGCUCAGAGGUUAUGAUGUUCAUCAUGGGCAAAAUUCCCAUUCCUGGAAUGUACCCGGCCUUUGGAUCUGCCAGCUCAGGGGUUGAAAACUGUAGAAUGAUACAAGUCAUGCUGCUGAAGUCAUUAUUGCAGGUGACGAGAGGCUUCCGGGCCACUAACAUGCUGACAGCUCUGCCCAACUCCUUUCUGGAUCCCCUGCUCUCCUCCGCGUUGAUGGAGGACGCUGAGGUCCGUCUCCUGGUCCUGGAGAUCCUGGUCAGCCUUAUCGACAGGCAUGACAAUCGACCCAAAUUCUGCAUUAUCAGCAUCAUCCCUGACAUCUCCCUACUGAAGCUGAAAGUAGACAAAUGCUCUCGGCAGGACAAUCUCUUCAUGAAUAAGCAUUCCCAGCGUCUGUACCGGCACAUUUUCAUGUCCUGCAAAGAGGAGAGUAGCACCAGGCCACACUUCGAGGCACUGUAUGCCCUGCUUGCCCUCAUCAGCAUGGAGCUGGCUAAUGAAGAGGUACUUGUGGAUCUCAUCCGUCUGCCCCUGGCCCUACAGGACCUGGUUCUGGCCAAUGAAGACGGCCUGCCAGUGUACAACCGUUGCGCCAUCCAUGCUCUGUGCGCUGCCUACCUGAACGUCAUCAGCCAGCUGACCACUGUGCCGACCUUCUGCCAGCAUGUCCAUGAGGUUAUUGAAAAUCGACAGAAGGACGCUCCUUUUCUUUUGCCUGAGGACGUCUUCACUGAAAAUCCCCAAAUCCCCAGGACACUGGAAAAUGUAGAAGGAGGGGUUCUGUUCCUUCAGAGCAAAAUCACAGAAGUUUUGAGAGGCAGUGGGUACAACACAGAGAGACUGGCCACCCCAUACAUUCCACAAUUCACAGAUGAGGACAGACUUUCGAAGAGGAAAAGUAUUGGGGACACUGUAUCUCUACAAAUGGAAGUGGACUCCAGCAACAGCCCAGAAAAAAAGUGCACUCCUGCAGAGGAGAUCACAUUUGAAAUUUUGAAGAAGACCAUUGUGAAUAAUGCUGGUACAGAAGAGCAAGAGCGAGAACGCAGAAAACAAGUGGUUGAGAAGUUCCAGAAGGCCCCCUUUGAGGAAAUAGCUGCCCACUGUGGUGCCAGAGCAUCAUUACUGCAGAGCAAACUCAAUCAAAUCUUUGAGCUCACCAUCAGGCCUCCCCCCAGUCCCUCUGGCACUUUAACUGCGGGGCAACAACAGGAACGAUCUGUCCCUGUUUAUGAAAUGAAGUUCCCCAACCUCUGUGUGUACUAACAUGCAUGGCAAGGAGAUCCUGACCAAGGAAGCAGGAUUGGAACAGCAGCGUCUCUCUUUCUCUAUUGAAAAAUUCAGAAAUCAUCCUUCCUUGUGUUCUUGCUCCUCUUGUUAUACUCCAUGUGCUCAGUCCCACCUACAUUUUGUGUAACAGUACUGACAGGUAACGAUAAUCUCUUGCAAUCUGUUCUGCUCCGAACAAAUGCAGAAACUGACACGACAUCUCCCAGCUACCUGCAGUUGUCAGAGUCCUAAAACUCUCUUGUUCCUUUGUACUGUUGCUACCUUGGGUAUAAUUGUACAGAAUGGGGGUGGGGGUACCCAUGCGCAGAGGAAUCCUUGGUUUAUUCAGAAAAUGUAGCCGAAACAGAAUCCAAGAAUUGCCGUCAGGAAAAGCCGAAACGUCUAAAGCCAGAUCAAGACUGUCAUAAUCCAGAAUUGGAAUGCAAUAUCCAGGGCUGGUAAACACAGUCAAUGACUCAGAAUACACAGAAGGAUCACAAUACAGAUUAUAGCGCUCAGAAAUGUAACAAAGGAGUAUUUAUAGAGGUACUGGGGAAAUAAGCUGCAGGUGCUAAAACUCUGGUGAGUUUGAUCAGAGAAAGUUACAAGUUAUCUGGGCAGGCAUACAGAUCCAGGAUUGUGACUGAUCACAAUAAUAAAUUGAAACGUAAAAUAAGAAUGAUAAUUUUAUAGUAAUAGAACUGUAAAUUUUGAGGCAAAUGUACGCAAUAUGCAAUAUGUAAACAUUACAAUUUGUGAAUUCUGGGACGGUGCCGUUAAAUUUAAGAGAGCCUGGUUUUUGGAGUAAUGUUAUUUAUGGUUUUUGAAUGAAAUUCCAAUUGAAGUUGGUCUAUACUGAAGCUGUUCUUUACAUGAAAUCUAUUGCUAUUCAGGAAUAUGCUGUAGAAGACAUGAGUAAUGAACAUUAUUAAAAUGGAUAGUAUAUGUUUAGGAUUCACCCUUAAACUUAAUCAAGCAUCUGUUACUGUAUGCGCAUGCUAUGUUUUUUUUUUUUUUUUUUUUUACCAAAUUCAGCCAUUAAAUCUCCUCACCAAAGAGCCAUAUUUGAAAAUGUCGUGUAUGAGCAGGUUGCCAGUAGUAUACAUCUCCAGCACUUUUAGGAGUGGGAGGAUCAACUAUAGAUGUGAAGUCCAGUUUCAAACCUUUUUCACUUUCAUUUAUGGUAAUAACUACAAAGUGAAGAAUCUGCAGCGAUUUUGUGAUGAAAUUAUGGUGUCAUUGUUAGUCCUGUGACAGUAUCACUUACUUCCUGGUUGUUUAUUAAUCAUUUUCUGAACCAUAGUUCAAAUCUGGUACAGAAGUGGAUCGUUUAUUUCACUGUACUUUUUGUGCUAUUAUGCUUUCCAUGGUAAGAUUCUUCAGAUAUAAUUUAAUUUAUAAGAAAAGAACAAUAUUUAUGAUUCAUAUAAUUUUGUGGAUUCUGGUAUUUAUGCUUAUGUGUACUUAACAUAUAUAUAUAUCUCAUUUUUGAUUACUGAACUGUACAUUGUUUUUUGUUUUGUGAUUUUCUACCAGAUAUUUUCAAUUCAUAUUCAUUUUAAACUUAAUUAAGCCAUUCUAUGUCUCAGCAGUUGUUUGUAAAAAGCACUUGCUCCUUGCGGCUGUUUGAAUCUUUAUAUGCUGGUAUUGCACAUUUUAAUAAAUGCAGUUUCCCCCCCC